AUGAAAUCUGCACCUUUUAGAAAUGAUUCUGAAGAAAAGCCUGCUGAUGGCGAAUCUGGAGAAAGCGAACCUGCAGAAGUUAGCAAUCUACCAAUCUUUCAAAGAAGUUCAAAUAUUCCGUUAAAUCCAGUUCAUGCAUACUUCAGAACCCCAAGUGGCCCAACAAAGAUUCACACUCACAGGCAAUGUUGCAUGUGUAAACGGCUCAUCAAAGGAAAAAACCCAACAAAUUUAGUUUAUCACGUUACAAGUAAGCAUCCCCACAAGAAAAAUCUUCUGAUCAACGACAUCAAUGCCUGGAGGAAGAAAUACUUCAAGAAAGGACCGAUCCAAUCCACAAACAGUCCAGCAGCUAUAGGCAUCCGAAAGUUCUUCACCAAGGUCCCAUCUGGAGGUACAGUCUACAAGCAAAAUGAUCCGAGACAGAAAUCUUUCAAUGAGGCGUUAAUUUCUUGGAUCUGUCAAUCAGUUCUUCCCAUUAGCCUUGUAAAUGAUCCGAACUUCAAGAAGAUGAUCAGCAUUGCAAACCCUCAUUUAACUGUAUUGUGCCGACAUACGCUCACCAAAAGAGCAAUAAGUCUUGAUGUCAAGUGCCGUGAUAAAAUGAAAAGGCUUCUGAAUACUUCAAGAAAAGUGGCGGUCACAACUGACAUUUGGUCGCAGAAAGGUUCAUCAGGUCUCGGUAGAUGUUGUCCGAGAUCCUCUAGAGUGGAAGAGUGGGAGAGGUCAGAUGGGUUGACCUUCUCCUUCCAGUGCUUGUCGUAG
Molecule: messenger RNA, 765 nt
Organism: Eurytemora carolleeae
Lineage: Eukaryota; Metazoa; Arthropoda; Copepoda; Calanoida; Temoridae
Exons: 9
Coding region: 1-765 (254 amino acids)
Source: RefSeq, a predicted model, not a curated record